Molecule: messenger RNA, 1710 nt
Organism: Micropterus salmoides (largemouth bass)
Lineage: Eukaryota; Metazoa; Chordata; Actinopteri; Centrarchiformes; Centrarchidae
Product: butyrophilin-like protein 1
Exons: 7
Coding region: 57-1139 (360 amino acids)
Source: RefSeq, a predicted model, not a curated record
AAUCAGCCGUCUGCGGUCUCUGCAGCUCCUCUAAAUAGAGAUGUUAGAGUGCUGCGAUGUUCAGUCCUCAGCAGACAUCCACAGCCAUGGAGCUUCUUCCUCUCCUGUAUCUCCUCCUGAGCUGCUCUGCAGGAACGUCUGCUGAUCAGAACGGUCCAGUGAUCGUGAAAGAAGAAAGUGAUGCUAUUUUACCCUGUUCCCUCAGCACCAAGAAGGACAUUGAGUCAGAGCUCUUUGACUGGAAGAAGAAAGGGCAGAAAAAUAAAGAUGUGUUCUUGUACAAUGACAAAGCCUUUUAUGGUCAGGGCCUUUCAGGUCAAGAUGAGCAGUUCAAAGGUCGCGUCUCACAUUUUCCAGAUGAGCUAAAGUACGGCAACGCCUCCAUCAUCAUCAGAAAUACGAAGGCGUCUGACAGUGGAAACUACACCUGUGUUUUUCCAGAUCUUCAGCAAAGUCCAGUCCUCAUUGAGCUUGUUGUUGAUCGUAUCUUAAAGGACAGAUCAGCUGAAAACAUCCCAGGUGUGUCUCCAAAGCCGUCUGUCAAGAUACUUAAUCAAACAAAUGACGGGGCCCUGCUGCAGUGUGAAGUUCUUGGUGCUUCUCCAAAACCUACAGUAGAGUGGCAGGACAGUGCUGGAAACAAACUUCCUGCUGAGGAGCCACAGGUCUCAGAAAGAGGAGGCAGCUAUGACAUCACCCUCCUAACUACUGUGAAGAAGGCCGACCGGUUCCACUGUGUAGCAACACAGGAGGAAAUCAAACAUCGGACUGAAACUGACACCUACGUUCCUCUCAAUGGUGCAGCUUCAAAGCCGUCUGUCACAAUACUCGAUCAAACAAAUGAUGGGGCCCUGCUGCUGUGUGAAGUUCUUGGUGCUUCCCCAGAAUCUAAAGUAAAGUGGCAGGACAGUGCUGGAAAUGUUCUUGAUGCUAAAGAACCACAGGUCUCAGAAAGAGGAGGCAGCUACGACAUCACCCUCCAAACUACUGUGACCGAGACUGACCGCUAUCGCUGUGUAGCCACACAGGAGGGGAUCAGACAUCUUUAUGCUGAGAUCUACGUGCAGAUCAAUGGGUCCCCCAAAGAGUCCGCCACUGGAUUGGUUGUUGCUGUUGUUGGUACAUUUUCUUUACUAUAAUUAGUAUUGGUGGAAUUCUGCUUUACAGGCGGCAUCAAAAGCAAAAAAAUGGUAAUGGUUCACCAACAAAGGGAAAGAAUAAAUCUUCUGGGGAAACUGUAUGAUUACCUUAACUCCUAAUAUUCACACAACAGUAUUGGAUGGAAAUACACUAAUUUGCAUUGUCUUUCUGAUUUUCUGAAUAUUCAGUUAAAAUUUGCGCCCCAUUUGGAUGGAAACUUGACUUACAGCAGACUUUUCACUCCUGUGAGCGUGGCCGCUCUGAUCAACAAAACAACACUUUGCUUUCAGACAUGGUCGGGACAACACAACGUACAAACUAGUUUGUUUCGAGCAGACCUUUUUUCUCAAUUAAUCGACACGUUAACCAUACUGAACUUAAAUGUUCUGUCAGGUUUUUUCUGUCCCAGGAGUAGUUUCUUCUUAGCUGACAGGUUGGAGUUUAACGAGGUGAAACAGAAGAGAGCGAGAGCAAGAUUGUUAGAGAAAUCAUUCUGUUACUUAAAUCCUAAUGUGGUGUGAGUGAGUUCCUCUCUUGUGCAGCUUUAAGACAAAAAAAAAUAUUGACUUA